Molecule: messenger RNA, 3765 nt
Organism: Neoarius graeffei (lesser salmon catfish)
Lineage: Eukaryota; Metazoa; Chordata; Actinopteri; Siluriformes; Ariidae
Product: dentin sialophosphoprotein-like
Exons: 6
Coding region: 1-3765 (1254 amino acids)
Source: RefSeq, a predicted model, not a curated record
AUGGGGAAUAAAGUUCCAUAUGGAGGUCAGACACUUAAGGUUACCUCGCGGGUCAUUUCAUUUAGGGGAACCCCCAGAAGUGACAUCAUAAUCAAGGCACCUGCAGGUUUUGGAAAACCCAAUGAAAAUGGCCAGAGCACUGUUACUGUCAGUUUACGGGAUGAUAAUACCAAUGUUUCCUUUGAUGUUGUGAGCUUCAUCUUCUCUGUGAGUAGUGAGGAAAUGUCUAAUGCCAAGCUUGGUGAAAGCAAUGAAAGAGUCAGUGAUGAAGGAAUACAGGAUAAUGGGGCUGAGAAACACAACACUGAUAAUGAUGGGGAAGUGAGUGAAGAGGGCCCAACAGAAGGAUUUGAGGUGCUACACAGUGAUGAAGAGUUGGACAAAAAUGAGGAAGAAAUACCAACCACCUCAGAUACAUUCAGCUCACAGGAGGACUCAAAUGAGUCUGAUUCUGCAUCAGAGUUCCAAAAGACAAAGGUCCAUACUGAUCAAUCAGAUAGCGCAGAACCUUCUGUCCUACACUACUUCCCCAGACAACUUAUAGGUGUCAGAUCACCUCUUGCAUUGACAUUAAUCCAUGAGGAAACUACUUCAGCAGAAGGAAAUGGCAAAGGAACCAACCCCAGAUCAGAUAUCUCUUCUGUAGAAGGUCAGACUGUUCCAACAAACUCAGAACCCAUUUUAGGACCUUUUCAGAAAGCACUGAGCUCCAGCUCAGAGGAGGAAACAGAUGAUAAAUGGAAGAACAGUGUCACUGAUCCAACACUGAGCAAGACCCCAAGGCUGACCUCAGGUCCAGAGUCCAUGGUAAAUACAGAAGUGGUGGAAAAGAAUGAAGGUCUUCCAACACCUUUUUUCUCUGGUUCAGACUUGUAUCCUGAGUACGUUAAUGAUGAAUGGCAGUAUGAUCCCAGAUAUUAUGACCCAUACAGGAACCAUCCUGGGUAUGCUGGAGGGUAUGACCCCUAUGGUGCAGGGUAUGACCCCUAUGGUGCAGGAUAUGACCCCUAUGGUGCAGGGUAUGACCCCUAUCAAGCAGGGUAUGACCCGUAUCAAGCAGGCUAUGAUCCCUAUCAAGCAGGUUAUGACCCCUAUGGUAAAGGGUAUGACCCAUAUCGUGCAGGAUAUGACCCCUAUGGUGCAGGUUAUGACCCUUAUGGAACAAGGCAUGACCCCUAUCAGGAAGGAUAUGACAACCAGGACCCAUAUCAUGAAACAGAGAAUCAAGCUCCAAGACAUGACAUAGAGCAAGAAACCACUCCACCAUACUCAGUGGAAGAAAAUGAGAGCCGCCCUACAGAGAUUUCAAACAACCAGGAUAACUCUUAUAGUGAAGAACAACCUCAGUCACCCUCCAUUUCGCCAUCAAGUACCCCAGCAUUACUAUCUGAAGGUUCUGAGAGCAUGGAUUCUGCACACAACAUGCCAUCAGAAGAACCAUCAAACUCUAGCUUUAUUGAAACAAGCAGAGAAAUUGGACUGCAGUCUUCCAAAGACCCAAAUGAUUCUAACAGUCCUCCUGAUUCUGCUGUGUCCAACAGUGAAGAGGGUACCGAAACCAGACAUGAUGCUGUGAGCAAGAAAAUGACUGCAACAGGGGACUCCAGCAGUGAGGAGAGCAUUGAGACCAUGGACUCUGAACAAGAGAGCCAGACUCCAAUAGAUCAGCAAGGAAACCAGGGAACUCCUGAUCCAGCGAUUCAGACACCUUCCCACAUGCCUGCGGUUCAGGUUAAUCAUAACAUGCAGGAGGUACACAAUGAAGAAGAACCUCACAGUCAGUCAAAUGUAGAUCUCAUACCUGCAUUUAGUUCAGAAGAAGAUGAUCCACUGGUCAACACACUCGAGCGCAUCAUGUCUCUUUCGUUCAAUGGUGGAUCCAAUGAAGAAGGUACUGCUGUUGGGACAAACCCUGAUUCUACACCCGCAGACACCACCAUAUCUGAAAACAACCAAAACAAAGAAUCAUUUUCAGAUGAAUCUGCAACCAAUACUCCAGGAAUCAGUGCAGAAGUGACUCAUGAAUCAGUACACCUCACCACAGAGAGCCCAACACUCAAUUCUGAAUCAGUGCCAACAAGUGAUUCACUUGUUAGCAAUGAAGACACCUCCAGUGAGAAUACCACAUCAAAUCUGAGUGCUAACCUGCACAUUACAACUCAGAGCAGUGGAGGAUUAGAUAAUAGUGCUGAAGCUAAUGCUAAUGCUAACACUGCUAACGACAGUGAGGAGUCUCGGGAAUCUCAGAUCUUUACACCAUCCACAGUGUUCCCCAUCGCUAGUCAACCAAGCCACGUGCAACACACUGAAAAUGGCAGUGAUGAAGAAAACACACAAGAUAGGAAAUCUGCCACCAUGAUGAAGGUCGUGCUUUUGUUCCUCUUUGGCUCCCUCACUGCUCUUCCAGUUCCCCAGGUGGAGGAGAUGCAGUCAGGAAGUGGGAAAUUCAUAUUCAACAGUGAAGCUGAUUCAGUCUCACUGGUGCCUUCCUCACCAAGCAGCACUCCGACCCCUCUCCUUCAGACAUUCUGGCGUUCUCCUGGGAGAACACAUACUCAGCUUGAGGCUCCUGAGGAGAACUUCAUUCCUGUAUCUGAGCAGCAUCUAGAGGUCAUAACCCUGAACCCCACUGUGCCUAAAAUAGGAGCCAAAAUUCUGAGAGGUGCUCUGAAUCACCCUACUGAGGUUCCCUCUGGUCCAACUGUUACAGAGUCCACAGAGCCGAAUCACACCGGAACCCCACUGCCCUUGACUCUGACUGCUCCACCCAGUGAACUGAACUACAGGCCUAUAAACAUCAGCCAUGACACAUCACUUCCAGUCUCAGGUCUGAGUGGAACAAGCUUGACGCAUUCUCACGUCAGGCCUCGGAGCGCUGAGAAUGCAGAGAACAAUGAGAACGCUGAGAACACAAAGAAUGAUGAAAAGAACAAGCACAACACUGGCACCUCUGGUAAAAAGAAGAAAAAUAUGGCAAAGGGAGGAACAAAAGGAGCAAAGGCAGCAGCGAAGGGAGGAAAGACAGAAACACAAAUUGAACAGAAUGUCAAAACAGAGAAGGUCCAAAGUGCUGAUUUUAGCUUUGAAUUUGAUGGUUUUGGAUGGCUAGGUGAUGACCCUGGCCAUGCCCAAACAACACAAGGACCAAACAGCCCUGGUGACACAAGCUCAAGCUCCAGUUCAAGCUCAAGUUCAUCAAGUGAAUCAAAAGACUCUAGUAGCUCAAGUGAGUCAAGUGACUCAAGCAGUUCAAGUCAAAGUGACUCAAGUGACUCAAGUGAUUCAAGUGGCUCAAGUGAUUCAAGUGACUCAAGUGAUUCAAGUGACUCAAGUAAAUCUUGUGAUUCGAGCAAGUCCAGUAGUUCAAGUGAUUCAAGUGACUCAAGUGACUCUUGCAAUUCAAGUGAUUCAAGUGAUUCAAGUGACUCCAGUGAUUCAAGUGAUUCAAGUGAUUCAAGUGACUCCAGUGAUUCAAGUGAUUCAAGUGACUCCAGUGAUUCAAGUGAUUCAAGUGACUCCAGUGACUCAAGUGACUCUUGCAAGUCAAGUGACUCCAGUGAUUCAAGUGACUCAAGUGACUCUUGCAAUUCAAGUGACUCCAGUGAUUCAAGUGAUUCAAGUGAUUCCAGUGACUCCAGUGAUUCAAGUGAUUCUAGUGAUUCAAGUGAUUCCAGUGACUCCAGUGAUUCAAGUAAUUCAAGCAGCUCAAGUGAAUCAAAAGAAAUGCCUGUAGUUCAUCACAGUUCAUCCAACUCCAGUGAAUGA